Molecule: messenger RNA, 1413 nt
Organism: Brenthis ino (lesser marbled fritillary)
Lineage: Eukaryota; Metazoa; Arthropoda; Insecta; Lepidoptera; Nymphalidae
Source: the annotation of a GenBank genome assembly
AUGGCAAUCAAAACUAUAUAUAUUUAUCACAAGAUGGGACGAAUCACAUUAGCAAUUCUCAUAGUACUAGCAGCUGUGCCACUCUACUACUUAUUUUUACGAAGUCCUCCACCGCUGCCUGCUGUAGAUUUGGAAGAAUGGUGGGGGCCUAAAAGUUUAAAAUCAAAACAGGAUAUCAGUAUAAAGCCUUUUAAAAUUAUUUUUGAAGAUGUGAUGAUAAAAGAUCUUAGGGAUAGAUUGAGAGAUCGUCAUCCUCUGGCAUCGCCUGUAGAAGGAAUCGCUUUUGAGUAUGGUUUCAAUAGCAAACAGCUAGAGGGCUGGCUACGUUACUGGGCAGAAGAUUAUCCAUUUAAAGAACGCGAAGAACUACUCAACAAGUACCCUCAGUUUAAGACAAAUAUACAAGGGCUCGAUAUCCAUUUCAUACGAGUAACUCCACAGGUUCCAUCAGGUGUAGAAGUUGUGCCCUUGCUCCUCCUCCAUGGAUGGCCAGGAUCUGUUCGAGAAUUUUACGAGGCGAUCCCUCUUCUCACUGCCGUCGACAAGAAACGUAAUUUCGCUUUAGAGCUCAUUAUACCAAGCUUACCUGGAUAUGGAUUUUCUAGCGCUGCUGUCAAGCCCGGUCUAGGCGCAGACAAAGUGGCAGUAAUUUGCAGAAACCUGAUGCAACGUUUAGGAUUCAAACAGUACUACAUACAAGGAGGCGACUGGGGCGCAAUUAUUGCUAGCAUCAUGGCAACACUGUUCCCUGAAGAAAUCCUAGGUCACCACAAUAAUAUGCCAGCAUUAUUUAAUCCAUUAGUAACUCUCAUGACGUUGGUGGGAGCCAUCUACCCACCGUUAAUCGUCAACGCAGAGGUACAAGACCGUUUGUACCCAAUGUCCGAAGUAUACAGCAAUUUGAUGCAAGAAACUGGCUAUAUGCAUUUACAAGCUACAAAGCCCGAUACAAUUGGUGUCGCCCUAGCAGACUCGCCCGCAGGUCUGGCUGCAUACAUCUUAGAGAAAUUUUCGACUUGGACUAACAAACAGUAUAGAAAUAAAGCAGAUGGAGGUCUAACGACCAGUUUCAGUAAAGACCAACUCCUUGACAAUAUUAUGAUCUACUGGAGCACUAACUCUAUAACGACUUCAUGUAGACUGUAUGCGGAGACUUUUAAUAAGAGAGUUAUGGGAUUGGGUCUUGAUGAGAUUCCCACUAAAGUUCCAACGAGCAUAAUUCAAGCAAAAUAUGAGUUAAGUUACACACCAGUUUGGGCGCUCAAAUUUAAAUAUUUAAACUUAAUCAAUGAAACAAUUUUGAGUUCCGGUGGCCAUUUCCUUGCAAUGGAACUACCUGAAAUAUUCGCUACGGAUGUUUUACAAGCGAUCAAAAGCUUCAGAGAUUUUCAUAAGAAUAAAAAGACUGAAUUG